AAAAGCAGGGUAGCAAGGCAGAAUGAGAAGAGAUGAACAGCAACAGACAGACUGACUGACUCCUUUGCCUUCCAAAUUGAAAAUGCUAGAAGUGCAUUUUCCCUGGUAAUUGCUGUAUAUCUGGCUAUUUUGUCUAACAUGAAGGUGCUGAGGAUUUUUCUGCUGCUGGAAAUUUCAGGCUUCUUUCCCAUUUUUUCCAGCCCUUCUUCAAUCCACUGCCGCUGGAAUUCUUUUGGCCCUUGGUCCGAGUGCAAUGGCUGUACGCAAAAACAGAUUAGGAGACGGACAGUGGCAGUUUAUGGCCAGUAUGGAGGAAACCCCUGCCCUGGGCAUGCCUUGGAAACAAGACCAUGCACCCCCACAAGGGGAUGCCCAACAGAAGAUGGCUGUGGUGAUCGGUUCAGGUGUUUCUCAGGUCAGUGCAUUAGCAGAUCCCUAGUGUGCAAUGGUGAUCAGGACUGUGAGGAUGAUGGUGCAGAUGAAGAUCGAUGUGAAGAGAGGAAAACUGUAUGUGAUAUUGAAAAAACACCUCUGAAUUCAGAACUUACAGGAGCAGGCUUUGAUAUUAUUACUGGUGAAACUAUGGGAAGAGUCAUUCAUACAAAAAGCUUUGGAGGGCAAUGCAGAAAGGUCUUUAGUGGCGAUAGGAGAGAGUACUACAGGCUGAGUGAAAGUAUUCUCGCUUAUAAUUUUCAGGUUAAAGUUCAAAAUGAUUUCAGUUAUGAGUUUUUCAAUAGCACCUGGUCUUAUAUGAAGCAUGUAGAGCGGUAUGAAAAUUCAAACAAAUACAAGCACACAGAGAAUAAAAAUCUGCAAAAGGGUAAGCAGCUGAUGGUUGUUGAGAACAGUGUGGAAGUUGCUCAGUUUAUUAACAACCACCCAGACUUUCUCACUCUUGCGGAGCCUUUCUGGAAGGAACUGUUCAACCUUCCAGUUGUCUACGAGUACAGCAUCUACCGAAGACUUAUUGAACAUUUUGGAACACACUUCUUACACUCUGGGUCUCUAGGAGGACAUUACAAAGUCAUUUUUUAUAUGGAUACUGACAAAAUGAAAGCAGAAGGUGUCAGCAUAACAGACUUGUACAAGUGUACCUCAUCAGGCUGGAAUGCACUCAUUGUGAAAAAGAAGAAGAAGGAGUGCACCAAACUUGAUGAACUGCUACUGACUUCUUCAGGAAGCACUGGCAAUAAAAUUAAAGGAGACCCUUACAUAGAAGGAGGAAGCCCAAGUGCUGUUGCUGCCCUUAGUUAUCUAGACCUGGAUAAUCCUGCUGGGAACAGUCGGAUGUACACCUUGUGGGCUGCAUCAGUGACAGACUAUCCCAGAGUAAUUAAAAAAAAGCUAACACCAUUAUAUGAGCUGGUAAAGGAAGUGCCCUGCUCCUCAGUCAAAAAGCACUACCUGAUACAAGCCAUUGAAGAAUAUAUGGCUGAAAAUGAUCCCUGCAAAUGUCAGCCUUGCCAGAAUGGUGGUGAGGCAGCUGUGGAAGGAACACAGUGUGUGUGUUACUGCAAGCCUUACACCUUUGGAGCGGCUUGUGAGCUGGGAACUCUCGUGCAGGACCAGCCAGAUGUUGUUGAUGGACAUUGGAGCUGCUGGUCUUCCUGGAGUCCUUGUUCAGGGGGAAGGGAAUCGAGGAGUAGAACCUGCAACAACCCUUCCCCACGUGGUGGUGGGAAGGCCUGCCUGGGAGAGCAGCAUGAAAGCAGAGCGUGCGAAGAUGAAGAGUUGCAGCAUCUUCGCUUGAUUGAACCACACUGUUUUGAUUUAUCCAUAAAUCCUACAGAAUUUUGUUCACCUCCUCCUCGCUUAGAAAAUGGAUUUGUUCAAAAUGCUGAAAAUGCAUAUCCUGUUGGGAAAAACAUUGUUUAUGCAUGCAAACAUGGAUAUUCUCUUGUUGGUGAUCCUGUUGCUAAGUGUCACAGUAAUUUACAGUGGCAAGUUGGAGAGAGAUAUUGCCAAGAAACUGCUUGUCUCCUGCCUGAGCUGGAGGGGGGUUUGCAAGGAGAGCCAUGGAAACCUACCUACGAGAUUGGUGAAAGAAUAACUCUGUCUUGUCCACACGGCACACACUUGGAAGGGGCACACUCCAUUUUGUGUGAGCCCAGCCUCAAGUGGUCUCCUGAUGUAAAGACUAUCCAGUGCAAGAGACCAGUGCCCAGUGUGAGAACAGAAGUGACAGAGCCUAAAUGUCAGCCAUGGGAGAAAGUAUAUCAGUCCCAAUGUGUGUGCAAAAUGCCCUAUGAGUGUGGUCCUUCCCUGGACACUUGUGCUACAGAUCAAAGAACCAAGAGACACACACCUUUAACUGUUUGCAAGAUGCAUGCCUUGGAGUGCAUGGGCAGAAAAUACUCUCUGACUAAUGCAGAAAACUGCAAAGUACCCCAGGCAGCUGAAAUACCAUGUGGAUCUUGCCGUUCAUGGGAAAAAUGCAAUGUGCCAUCCAACAUCUGUGUUUGUGAUGAAGAUCGGCUGUGUGAGGAGGGAGGUGCCCAGGUCUGUGCUGAAGUGAGUGGCUCUGCUGCCCGUCGGACCAUGACCGAGUGCGAGGUUGGGCUGCUCAGGUGCCGAGGGGAGACUGUCAUCCUUGUCAGCAUAUGGCCCUGUGAUACACAGAGUAAAUAAGAUAUGUUAUGCUUUAUUUUGCUUAUUGCUGGAGGAUAUGUCAAAAAUGUGUCAGCUCUUGGUCAGGACAUACUUUGAACCUUGCUCUGCCAAAUGGAAGCUCUGCUGUGAAAUCCAUCAGAGAUUGUGCAUCUGGUCAGCUCUAAAUUCAGAUCUGAAUCAAGGCCUGAGGCUCUUUGUUAGACCAAGAUGCACUUGUCACAACUGCUCACAACAGAGCUCUUACUUAGGCACCAGCCUUACUACUGGCAGAUUUGCUUCAUAUUUCCAUCAGAAUUAAAAAGUAUUGCUGAAUUGUGAUUGCCAAAGUAGCUAUUAUAGUGAUGGAUUACCAUGUCUGACAUUGUCAAUAUGCUUUUCUUAAAGCCACACAAACAUAUGCUUGCACUGCAUAGAUUUAGAUUACCAAAACAUACAGAUUAAGCUUCACAGAGUAAGAGGUAUGAUUCUUCUCUUUUAAUAAAGCAGCUUCUUUCCACCAUACACUACUCAGCUGAGCAAACAGACUGCAUGGAACUGAACAUGUUCUUGAGCCUCGCAUGAGACAUAAGACUUGAGACACACUCAAAUGUCAAAACAAUGUGCAUUAAUAGUAAAGCCAUAUUAAAGUAAUGAGAAUACAUCUAUGCUUGCAGCUUCUUAUACAUAGAACCACUUCAUGAAAAAUCACCAUUAUUAUUAUUAUUAUUAUUACUACUAUUAAUAUUGUAAUGAGCUACACCUGUAAGCACAGGUAACUCAGUUACAUUUCUCACAUGCAUUUAUGUUUGUGCCAAGGCUGGUUUCUUACAGACAAUUGUACAAAGAGGUCUUCUGCCUUAGCAAAAUUUUCUCAAAGGCACCUAUUAGAGAAAACACAUCUUUACAGCAAUGAAGAUGUUCUGCAUGCAGUCCCCUUGGAGAUACCACUGGAUAAUCUUCAAAGAUUAUUCCUGAAUAAAAGAAGUCUCCUACACUCUUUCCUUACAGAGCUAAGCACUCUCUCUGGCAUAGCUGGACCAUGACAACUUUGCUAACAUAUUUCAAGUACAUUCAGGUACCCGUGCUGGCAGUCCCAUCCCUUCUGACCAUUCUUGGAUGCAAACAAGGACAAAGGGCUGGAUACCAAGUGGAUGUUCAACCAAGUGCAGUACCAUCAACAUGUAUUAUAUGUAUGCAUGCUUUCAAAGCAACGGAUUUUAUUUGUUACUACCAGUAAUAUAGUAAGAUAGCAUCUCUUGUUUAUCACGUUUCUACCAGUAGUUUCCAUGCAUAAACCCUACCCUCAGCUGGAUAAAGCUUUGCUUUCUUUAAUGCUGGCAAUAAAGAGUAAGCCAGAACAGGAGUGGCUUUCCUUGGAGACUCUUUCUUGUGCAGGUAGCCAUGUUGGAGGGGAAGGUUGCCGCACGCUAACUGAAAGGACCUCCUGACCUUUAUAACCUUUUCCAGCUGUCUGGAAAAUAAUAUCAGUUGUGGGUUUUGGUUAUUUUUUCUUCUUGAGCAAAUAAUAAAUUUUUGUGAGUAGCAAACAGAUGAAAAUAAGUAGAAUAAAAUCCAAAUUAAUUUAGUCAGCUAUUUUGUCUAUAUAAUUUGCUCUGGAGUAAUAAAUAGUAGUUUGUAGAGCA
Messenger RNA from Taeniopygia guttata (zebra finch), 4232 nucleotides. The record is from RefSeq and is a predicted model, not a curated record. NCBI's taxonomy places the organism in Eukaryota, Metazoa, Chordata, Aves, Passeriformes, Estrildidae.